Messenger RNA from Punica granatum (pomegranate), 2034 nucleotides. The record is from RefSeq and is a predicted model, not a curated record. NCBI's taxonomy places the organism in Eukaryota, Viridiplantae, Streptophyta, Magnoliopsida, Myrtales, Lythraceae.
GACGGACUACUUUUCUCCGGGGUUUGCUUGACUCCUAAGCAAGGGCAUUAUAUGGUCCUUGAGAGGACAGGGCGCUAGGAGUGCUGGGUGUCGCAAGUGGACGAUCCCCAUUAAACUCGGAAUCUCUUAACCCGGAAAUUCACGACCACACAAACGAGGGGGACGCAGAGAGAGAAGAUUGCAUUAGCAGGCCAUGGAAAUGGCAAAUCACCAAAAGGACAAGGAGGAGGAGAAGGGCAGAGGAGGCAGCAGCAGCAAGGUGGGGCCAAUGGCGAUGGAGGACGAGGAGAAGGUGGGCUCCACCUUGACCAUGGAGAGGGUCGCCGCUGCCAAGCAAUUCAUCGAGAGCCACUACAAGGCCCAAAUGAAACACAUCCAAGAUCGCAAGGAACGGCGGUCGGAACUGGAGAAGCAGCUUGCGGCUCUGCAUGUAUCGGAGGAGGAGCAGAUGAAUCUGCUUAAGGAUCUUGAGCGGACAGAGACCGAGUACAUGAGACUCAAGAGGCACAAGAUAUGCGUUGACGACUUCCAUCUACUGACAAUCAUCGGGAGAGGGGCCUUUGGAGAGGUCAGGCUCUGCCGUGAGAAGAAAUCGGGCAAUAUUUACGCGAUGAAGAAGCUGAAGAAGUCAGAAAUGCUGAGCCGAGGGCAGGUUCAACAUGUAAGAGCCGAACGGAAUUUGCUCGCUGAAGUCGCGAGCCACUUCAUAGUGAAGCUCUUCUAUUCAUUCCAAGACGCCGAGUAUCUCUACCUGAUCAUGGAAUACUUGCCCGGGGGUGAUAUGAUGACUCUGCUGAUGCGAGAGGAGACCCUCACUGAAACCGUCGCAAGAUUCUACAUUGCGCAGAGCGUUCUCGCCAUUGAAUCCAUUCACAAACACAAUUACAUCCACAGGGACAUAAAACCGGACAAUCUUUUGUUGGACAAAAACGGUCACAUGAAGCUAUCAGACUUUGGUCUGUGCAAGCCCCUGGACUGUUCGAUUUUACCUGCAAUACAUGAAAAUGAGGCUCUGCCGCCACAAUCCGAUGAUCAGAAGUCAGACGAGCGCAUCAGCAAAGAUGGAUCCUUGCCCGAGAACAAUGGUCACUGGAAAAGUUCCCAUGAACAGCUCCAACAUUGGCAGAUAAAUCGGAGAAAACUGGCUUUCUCUACUGUUGGCACUCCGGACUACAUUGCUCCUGAAGUACUGCUCAAGAAAGGAUAUGGCAUGGAGUGCGACUGGUGGUCACUUGGUGCUAUUAUGUAUGAGAUGCUUUUGGGCUAUCCUCCAUUUUUCUCAGACGACCCGAUAAUGACAUGCCGAAAGAUUGUGCAUUGGAAAAAUCACUUGAAAUUCCCUGAAGACUCGAGGUUGUCACCUGAAGCAAAGGACCUGAUCUGCGGGCUUCUUUGCAACGUUCAAAACAGGCUUGGUACUCAUGGGGUUGAUGAAAUUAAGGCUCAUCCCUGGUUCAAAGAUGUUGAAUGGGACAAGCUUUAUGAGAUGGAUGCUGCUUUUAAGCCACAGGUUGACGGGGAACUCGAUACCCAGAACUUCACGAAAUUUGAUGAGGUUGAUCUUCCAGCAUCUUCUCGGACAGGAUCUGGACCUUCGAGGAAGAUACUUUUGACCCCUGAGGAUAUCAGUUUCGUUGGCUAUACAUACAAGAAUUUCGAAGCUGUCAAAAAGUCGCACAAUCGACCAGAUAAGAAAACCAACCCAUCAUCGAUCAAGUUGGCAACCAAUAGUUCAUCUCCCAGUACAGAGUGACCAAGGAACUGGCUGCCCUGCUAAUACAAAGACGCUAAAAAUGGCACAAAACGAUCUUCUGUGUCGUCCUGACGGGUACUUCUAUGUGUUGAAUAGAUCGUCAAGUAUCAUCUGGAGAACUGGAAACACUAUUCCACGAGGACGACUCACCUUCAUUUUAGCGAGUACUCUGAUAUAGGUCGGCUUGACUACACAUAACACUUUUGCAGCACUUACAUUUAAUGUACAGAAGAAUCAAUUUUGAGAAAUGCUUCAAUGCAUGAUAACAUAUACUAUGCCUC